UGGUUCUGCCCGGUGAUGCUUCGGUGCAUAUACAGCCAAUGCGUCGAUGCUUAAUUGGGUAAAAUUUUUUGGUCCCACGCCCAGAGUGAAGUUGCUGAUCUCUGCCAGGGUCAGGCAGGAAUUUUCCUCCUCAGACAAACUGGCCAGGGCUGGGUGGUUUGCCCCGUCCCCUCUCGCUCCGGAAGGCUGGGCAGAGGUGCUGGGUGCGCAGGCCAUGGGCACCACACCUGCCGCGGCCGCUGCUGCUGCCCCUGGCUCUUGCAGGGCAAGGAGCCCACAGGCCGGUCCCUCUGGCUGCUCGGACCCUCCCUGGCUGCACGUGGUGAGUGAGCCGGCUCCUAGGAGGGCGAGGAAGCCCCUGGAGUCCACGGGGACUCCAGCCUCCGUGCCUUCGAGGUCUCACAGUGAAAGGGUGAUGUUGGACUCAGUGACACACAGCACCUUCCUGCCCAACGCGUCCUUCUGCGACCCCCUGAUGUCCUGGACUGACCUGUUCAGCAAUGAGGAGUACUAUCCUGCCUUUGAACACCAGACAGCCUGCGACGCCUACUGGACGUCCGUCCACCCCGAGUACUGGACGAAGCGCCACGUCUGGGAUUGGAUCCAGUUCUGCUGCGACCAGUACAAGCUGGACAUCAACUGCAUCUCCUUCUGCCACUUCAACGUGAACGGCCUGCAGCUGUGCAGCAUGACCCAGGAGGAGUUUGUGGAGGCGGGGGGCGUCUGCGGCGAGUACCUGUACUUCAUCCUCCAGAACAUCCGCUCCCAAGGUUGCUCCUUCCUUAACGAUGUUGAAGAGUCCAAGGCCAUCAAAGACUAUGCUGAACCCAGCUGCCUGAAAACAAGCGGCAUCAAAAGUCAAGACUGUCACAGUCACGGUCACAGUCGAACGAGUCUCCAGAGUUCUCACCUCUGGGAGUUUGUGCGUGACCUGCUCCUGUCUCCGGAGGAAAACUGCGGCAUCCUGGAGUGGGAGGACCGGGAGCAGGGCAUUUUUCGGGUGGUGAAGUCAGAAGCCCUGGCCAAGAUGUGGGGACAGAGGAAGAAAAACGACAGGAUGACGUACGAGAAGCUGAGCAGGGCUCUGAGGUAUUACUACAAAACGGGAAUCCUGGAACGGGUCGACCGAAGGCUGGUGUACAAAUUCGGAAGAAACGCACACGGGUGGCAGGAAGACAAGCUAUGAUGGGCUCCCUCGGCUGGCUCCUGCGAGUGGAUUUCUGUUUUCAAACGCUCAGAUCGCCACAGACGUUUGAAAGUCUUGGUUUUCGGCUUUUGGUUUGUUUGCUUUUUAACCGUGCAAACGUGCUGAUAAAGUUUCUCCGCGUCUCGGCUUACAUUUGCAUUCAGAGUUGUUGUUGUCUACUCGCGGGUGAUGGCAGCAACCCUUAACAAAUACCGCUGCUGUUUUUUUUUAACCCAAGGGAAGGGGGGGGGGGAGAUCUUUCCUGAUACUUUGAGCAAACAUUGCUUCCUUAAGUGGAGAGGGCUGAGCCUCAGCAGCCAGGGCCCAGGUGCAGCUCAGAGGAAAGGACCCAGCUCUGCCUUGACCCACCACCCAGUGCUCCCAUCCCCAACGUGUGCUCCCAUCCCCAACGUGUGCACACACUUAGCUGCAGCAGCUCUCGAAGGGAAGCAGUGAUUCGUUCGUGGUUAAUGUAACAGGAAGGGGUGACGUGUGCUAAGACAAACAUACUGUAGGCUUUGCUUCGUUAAAAUAAAAUUCCAUAGAAAAGCUUCUUAAUUAGUCAGAGGGCUAAGCCAUCCAGCUGGCACACCACUGGGCUGAGCGUAGGUUAACAGGAGUUUCUCAACCAACACAUCUUUGUGGCCGCUCACCUGCACUCCCACGGCCAUCCUGACCCAAUAAUAACACACUUACCAUGAGACACAUUCAUAUGUUCUUCAUUCUUUU
Molecule: messenger RNA, 1915 nt
Organism: Pipistrellus kuhlii (Kuhl's pipistrelle)
Lineage: Eukaryota; Metazoa; Chordata; Mammalia; Chiroptera; Vespertilionidae
Gene: ELF5
Product: E74 like ETS transcription factor 5
Exons: 7
Coding region: 47-1186 (379 amino acids)
Biological process (GO): cell differentiation; regulation of transcription by RNA polymerase II
Cellular component (GO): nucleus
Molecular function (GO): DNA-binding transcription factor activity, RNA polymerase II-specific; sequence-specific DNA binding
Source: RefSeq, a predicted model, not a curated record